AGCAAAUCCCCACGAACAGAGUGCCAAAUACCCAAAUCUCUCAAAAAAGAGGCCCUUGUUCUCCUCGCGAGAGAACUGGAAGCGGGGCUCCUCAUCCUAUCCACGCGGCCUGUCCAAAUCGGACCUCCCCUUCCUGCUCUGCUCUUGUCCUUCUUCAGCUGCUUUCAGCUCGCACCGCUCAGGACGGCGCCUGCGACCUGUUUGAUGGAGGCAGUAGCACUGGAAGAAAUUCAGAACUGUGUGGUGAAGCUGAGGAGCAAUCCUCAACGGCGCAAGAAUCAAGUAUAUGUUGGCUGUGGGGCUGGAUUUGGGGGUGACCGGCCGAUGGCUGCUUUGAAGUUAUUGGAGAGAGUCGAAGAACUUAACUACAUAGUACUUGAGUGUUUGGCGGAGCGAACACUUGCAGACCGCUACCAAGUUAUGCUGUCAGGAGGGAAAGGAUUUGACCCCCGAGUUAAGGAGUGGCUGUCCGUGCUUCUACCCUUGGCUUUGGAUAGAGAAGUUUGCAUAAUUACUAACAUGGGCGCAAUCGAUCCACCUGGAGCACAGAAAGAAAUACUGGACCUUGCUUCUAGUUUGGGACUGGAGAUAACAGUCGCUGUAGCUUAUGAAUCAUCGAUUUCAGGUCCAGAAAACUCAGUAUUAUCGAAUGAAUCAAUGGGAGUGGCAGAGGGAAGAAGCACAUAUCUUGGUGCAGCCCCCAUUGUACAUUGCCUGGAAACUUACAAACCACAUGUCAUCAUUACUUCUCGGGUUGCUGAUGCUGCACUAUUCUUAGCACCUAUGGUCUACGAAUUGGGUUGGAAUUGGAAUGACUUUGAUAAGUUGGCACAAGGGACAUUGGCUAGCCAUCUUCUGGAAUGUGGUUGUCAACUCACUGGAGGAUAUUUCAUGCAUCCUGGAGAUGCAUAUCGAGAUUUUUCUUUUGAGCAGCUUCGGGAUUUGUCUCUUCCAUAUGCUGAAGUGAGUUACAAAGGAGAAGUUUGUGUUGGCAAGGCAAAGGGUAGCGGAGGUCUUCUGAGCUAUAGCACUUGUGCAGAACAGCUUCUGUAUGAAGUUGGAGACCCUGCAAACUACAUCACUCCUGAUCUGGUUGUAGAUUUCAGUGACGUGCAGUUCCAUCAAAUAUCACAAGACAAGGUUCACUGUAAAGGAGCAAAACCAUCUGAUCUUCGUGGGCCCGAGAAACUCCUCCAAUUGUUUCCUACUCCAAAUGGAUGGAAAGGCUGGGGAGAGAUAUCAUACGGGGGACAAGAGUGUUUAAGGCGCGCUCAGGCAGCAGAAUACCUAGUUAGGUCAUGGAUGAACGAAAGAUAUCCCGGCAUCGAAGAGAAAAUUAUCGCAUAUGUUAUGGGAUAUGAUAGCGUGAAAGCUAAUGGAGGUGACAAUGACAGUCGUCACUCUUCCAAGGAAGUGAUAGAUGUUAGACUUCGGAUGGAUGGGCUAUUUGAGCAGGAGGAGCAUGCUGAUGGAUUCGUUGAGGAGUUCAUUGCACUUUAUACAAAUGGUCCAGCCGGAGGUGGUGGCAUCAGCACUGGACGAAAGAACGAACUAACUCUGCAGAAGUUGCUGAUUGAUAGGGAAAACAUCUUCUGGCAAGCCAAUGCGAAGAACUCAGCCAUUCCUGGUUCACUGUCUACAAAUGGCAAGAAGAAGAAUAGGUACACGGGAAGUUUUGCGGCGGGCAUUCAACAACGCUUGAAUACAAAGCUGGACGAACCAGCACCUCCUGUAUCUGCUCCAGCUCCAUCUGGGUCGGAGAUCGCCCUGUACCGUGUGGCCCACAGCAGAGCCGGCGACAAGGGGAACGAUCUGAAUCUGUCCAUCAUCCCUCAUUUCCCAGAUGACAUUGGUCGGCUCAGGACAGUGAUCACUCCUGAGUGGGUGAAGGGCUCUCUUUCGCCCCUGCUUGAUCAUUCGUCAUUUCCAGACGACCGAGCGAUCGAGCAUCGAAACAAUCUGCUUGAGCGCGUCGCAGUUGAGAUUUACGAUGUCCUGGGCAUCAGCUCAUUGAACAUCGUGGUGAGGAAUAUCCUCGACGGCGGCGUGAACUGCUCCAGAAGGGUGGACCGGCACGGCAAGACUCUGUCGGAUCUCAUCCUGUGCCGGAAAGUCAUCCUGCCUCCGUAGUGACUGACAGUUGAGAGAUCACCGGCACCCGGUGUAGAGGGAGGGAUGUCUAGAAUCACCAUCUACUGUUGUUGCGAAAAAUAGAAAGGUUGACGUGAUAAUAAGACCUGUGAACAGAACAAUAAGGCCUGUUGUAUGAAACAAACAAACCAUAUAUGUAUGCUGUUAAUAAUCAUUUGGCAUCAUUGGCCGCU
Messenger RNA from Triticum dicoccoides, 2324 nucleotides. RefSeq lists its product as uncharacterized. The transcript has 14 exons. Lineage: Eukaryota; Viridiplantae; Streptophyta; Magnoliopsida; Poales; Poaceae. Bases 205 to 2130 code for a protein of 641 amino acids. The record is from RefSeq and is a predicted model, not a curated record.